Molecule: messenger RNA, 2031 nt
Organism: Phaeoacremonium minimum UCRPA7
Lineage: Eukaryota; Fungi; Ascomycota; Sordariomycetes; Togniniales; Togniniaceae
Exons: 1
Coding region: 1-2031 (676 amino acids)
Source: RefSeq, a predicted model, not a curated record
AUGCGAAAUCUAGCUGCCCCACGGAACACAAAAGACAGCAGCUCCGUCGGCAGAAUGCCUGUCGACAAGAACAACAACAACAAUCAUGCAUCCUCACGCCAGACGCCCCAGAUGCCCACCUUGGCCAAGGGCCUCGCCGCCCGCGCUCCUCUCACUCCCAAGGUGGCAUCCAGGCAGACCGUCACCGUCGCCACACCGCUUCCAAGACGAGCGCCGCGCCCCGAGUCCGCCCUCAGCAAUGGCCCCACGAUAGCGACAGCAACAACCCCCAACAACAACAACAGCACCUCUCAGCGCGACGACUUCGCCACGCCAGUGUCCACCUUUCUGAACAGCAAUGUGACGCCCCGAUCUGGCUCCAGACAGACCCGAGUCGACAGCGCCAACAGCACCCCAACUGGUACGCCAAACUUGAGCAAAUCGGACUCGUGGGACACACGGCCUGGCCUGGGCAUAUCUGGUGCCGGCGGAGAUGGCGAUGCACUGCGGCGCCCGGCCGUUACGUUCAGCCCGCCCCCGUCGGACUGGAGACAGGAGCAGCAGAGCUCGGCAGACUCCAAAUUCUUCUAUGCGAGCGACGCCAAGUCUUCUCAGCAAGCUGCCCUGCCCAAAAACCCGGUCGCGCAGACAAAGACACCCACCUUCUUCUACGCAAAUGGAGAGAACCUUCCCAGCAACAGGGCACCCCCUGCUCCCUCGGUAUACACACCUACCCUCGGCACUCCCGUGCCAGACGCUUUCGCGAGCAAGUUUGUCUAUGCGAAUGGCCCGCCCGAUCUACAACCCACCAUCAAGGCCUCAGGCCCAGGCUCCGUGGCGUCGUCAGGGUCUAGGCUGAGCAAUGGUCGUCUAGGACCUGGGACGCAAUCUCCAGCUUCCAUGAUGCAACGGCCUGCUUCGCCAGUGAAAAUGCCAUCAUAUCCCACCACCAAAUCAUCAACUCCUUCUCUAGUGGGUGGCAGCAGAACAGCCAUGUCCUCUGCGCCUCAGCUGGCCCCGGCAAAUCCAGCGCUCAGACGAAUGAGCGUGGAAACACCCUCCCGGGUUGGUGGUCAUUCACGGGCUGGCAGUAUCAACACAGUCGAGCCUUUGGCCGGGAUGCGAAUUCCCUCAAAUAGCUCAUCCGACAUCUCAUCACCAUCAGUGCUCGCCAACCCGGCCUUGACCAUGGCUUCCAUUCUUCAGGCCGCCGAAGACUUUGCUGAGCAUGAUGAUGGGUCGCCUGAUACGCUUGCCAGUCCUACGAAGUCAACGCAUGGUAGUGACCCUUUGAAUGAGCUGGUUGCUAAUGCAAGGCGAGAGAGGAAGGUACAGGAUCUUGAAAUUACGAAUGCAUCACUUGAAGCCAUCAAUAGAACGUUGGAGAGGCAACUGAGGAAGCAGACCGCAGAGCUGAGGCGCUACCGCAGGCUUUCACGAUCCGGCCGCCUAUCACUCAACUCCGUAGGCUCUGUUCGCAGUCGCAUUCCAUCUGAUUCUACUAUCGGGGAGGUCCCCCUUGUCAUGGACAGUCUAGACCUCUCAGAUCUUAGUGAGGAAGAAUCAGAGCCAGAGGAUGAUGAACUGGACGAGACCGAUUCAGAAGGAUCAGACUCCGGGUCGGCGCAGCUUAGCCCGAAUGCAGUUGCGGCGAGAGAUGCGCGUCACAGAAAGCGUGACGAGAAGAGAUUGCAGCUUGAUCUCUCCAAACACCAAGAACUCUUGAUAGACAGCCAGAAGAUUAACCAGAGCUUGAAGAGGUGCCUUGGGCUCACGGAAGAGUUGAUCAAGGACGGCAAGCGAGCUCUUGAGUAUCAAGUAAGAGUUAGCGAGGUCGAGAUAGGCGGCCGAGUAUUGGCACCCCCUGACGAAGAUGAUGGAUCUUCUGCAGAUAGCGACGCUCCUUUUGAAGAUGAAGCCAGCCGUACCGACGAUGACGACACUCAGCGGAUACAACUGGACGAGCCUUCGGCUGGAGGAAACUUGGCUGUUUGGAGCAAGGACCCACAGGAUCGGGAUAGCGGUAUUGAGCUACCUCGAGAUGGCGUUUGA